Messenger RNA from Fusarium coffeatum, 1689 nucleotides. RefSeq lists its product as uncharacterized. NCBI's taxonomy places the organism in Eukaryota, Fungi, Ascomycota, Sordariomycetes, Hypocreales, Nectriaceae. Gene Ontology annotation, molecular function: nucleic acid binding. The transcript has a single exon. Bases 1 to 1689 code for a protein of 562 amino acids. The record is from RefSeq and is a predicted model, not a curated record.
AUGUCCGCUGAAGCUGAAUCUGCUUCUAGCGACUAUAUUCGGCUUCACAUCAGCCCUCUCGAUCCCGAGCUUCUCAAGAUCGUCCUGCCGGCCUCUGCAGCUCCCAAGGCGCGAAACAUUUCCUACCACUCGAUUGAUACUUUUCCCGAGCGGCGCUACGGCUACGUCGAACUUCCGACCAUGGACGCUGAUAAGUUGAAAAAGAAGCUCAAUGGCGCUGUGUUGAAGGGCAACAAAAUACGGAUUGAAAAGGCCCGGCCAGAACAACGAGUUGAGCCUACCGGCGAGCUCGAUAAGGCAGAUGAGGAGCAUGAGAAGAAGCACAAGAAGCAGCCCAAGGAAUCAAAAGAAGAGAGGCGGAAACGAAAGCGUGAUCCUGAGAUUCUAGAGGGUGUCGCUUUAACAGACCGCAAGGUCAAGCGAGGAUGGACAGAAAACGCCGACCAAAGAAGAAAGAAGAGUAAACAGGACAAGGAAAAAGAGAAGGAUGGCAAGUACACAGAGAAGAAGAAGCGCCUAAAAUCCAAGUACACAGAGGGAGAUGAGUGUCUGCUCAAGACCAAGGUCCCACCCAACCUGGUGUCCACUCUGCCCGAGGACGAACAACCUCGCAAGCGCAAGAAGAAGGGCAAGGGUCGCGAGGUGGUGAUCCACGAAUUCGCGAAGACAACAAAGUUCCCUAGUUUCUUGAAGAACUCUGUCGCCGAGGGCGAAGUCAGCGCAGCGACCGAGUUCGUCGAGGGUAAGGGCUGGGUGGACGAGAAUGGCAAUGUGGUUGAGACUGUCAAGGAGAAGAAGGUCACAGAGCCUGCGCCCAAGAAGAAGAAGGCCAAGAAGGCCCCCACGCCUCCCCCAGUUGAAGAGUCAGACGACGAUACCAGCAGCAGUGGCACUAGCAGCAGUGGCACUAGCAGCAGUGGCACUAGCAGCAGCGGCUCUUCAGAUGAGGAGAGCGAGAGCGAGGAUGAGAUGAAGGUCGAUACCCCCGUAAAGGAAAAGAAGGAAACCACAACCAAGACCAAACCCCAAACAGAUGACGAGUCUUCUUCCGACGAGUCUUCCGCUGACGAAGGCUCUGACGAAGCACCUCAACAAGCGACACCCCUCUCAGCCAUCAAAGCCGACGACAACAGACCCAUGUCCUCAAGCUCCUCCCGCAGUCUCACCAUCAAGAUUCCCCCUCCCCUGACCCCCUCCACCAAAGUCCAUCCCCUCGAGGCCCUUUAUAAACGGGUCAAGCCCGACGAAAACGCCACCGAGACACCUGCGCAGAAGGAAGCCGAGCCCUUCAGCUUCUUUGGCGCCGGCGGAGAUGACGACGAUAUCGAGGAAGAAGAGGACCAAGAUCCUGCCAACCAGACCAUCGCAACUCCCGCGCCUAUGACUCCCUUCUCUCGCCAGGACUUUGAAUUCCGCAACGUUAGAAGCGCUGCUCCUACACCUGAUACGGCGCAUCCCUCGCGCAUGCGCAACUUCUGGCCCGAAGAUGAGGAGGAAGAUGAAGAUGCUGAAAUGGAUGAUGAGGAAGGAAACAAGAAUGCAUCUGGGCCCUCGAGUUCAAGUGAUUUCCAGGCUUGGUUCUGGAAUAACAGACGUGAUCUCAACCAAUCGUGGAUGAAGCGUCGCAAGACAGCUGCUAAGGAGAAGAGACAUAGGGAGAACAAGGCUAGAGCAAGCAAGGCGGUAUAG